GAUGUGGGCUGUUGGAGACUCCAGGGGGGCAGCAGGGUAUGUGUGUAUGAGUGUGUGUUUAAGGCUAGUCGAGCAGCAGGGGAACUUGAAAACUUCACUGCUUUCAGCGAGGGAGAUCUGUGAUCGGAGGGGUCAGCGAUUGGGAGCUGAAUCGGUUGCUUACAGUCCAGCUGUGAUCGACAGAGGAAGACCGGUCCAGUUCUCAACAUUGGAACGAUUUCCGGCCAACAUGGAUGAUUUAGAUGCUUUGUUGGCGGACCUUGAGUCCACAACAUCCCACAUUUCCAAGCGUCCGCUCUUCCUGUCUGACGAGAGCGCCUACUCCUUCCCUGUUGGUGGUCAGACCAAGCAAGACCUCUGCUCUCCGCCCCAAGUCCCACCCACUCCCUCUGAGCUAAACGGACUUGAUGAAACAGAGUCCUUCAGCUCAGCUCAGAGAAGUCCCUGGUCUAGAGAUAGCAGCAGUCCAACUCAACCCAUUGGUGAAGAGGACCACGUAUACAGUUUCCCUAAUAAGCAGAAGAGUAGUGAGUCAUCAGCCAUGAACUCAUCCUUGGGCAGCAACCUGUCUGAGCUGGACCGCCUGCUUUUGGAGCUUAACGCUGUCCAGCAAAGCACUCCUGCCUUCCCCACAGAAGAAGAAGCAGCUCCCCCGCUGCCUGCCAGCAGCGUCAUCCACCAUGUCCAGGAGAAUGGAGUCUCUACUGUAGGCAAGGCUGCUCCACCUGUAUUAGAGAAGCCCAAACGCAGUAUGGCAGCUCGGGGAAUAGAGGAUGUACGACCAAGUGUAGAGAGCCUUCUGGAUGAGCUGGAAAGUUCUGUGCCCUCACCCAUUCCGACACCAUUGAUUGUGUCAGUUGGACAAACCGAUGGACAGGAGGAAACACCAGCACAGCAGCAAGCCAGAAUGUCUGCCUCCUCUGCCACACGAGAGCUGGAUGAGCUAAUGGCCUCCCUGUCUGACUUCAAAGUCCAAAGCAAUUCUGGUUCUCAGUUGUCUCUGAAUCAGGAAGCUGUAGACCCUUCCUUGGUAGCUGGUUCCCCACGAACCUCCCAAUCUAUUGAUCCUAGUAUUGGUUCAGUGGAUACUCUUCUACCUUCUAGUUACACUACUCCUUCCUGUACCCCUCUUCCAUUCGAACUCCAUAUAGAUGAAGAUGGUUGUUCAGCCCCUACGUCUUCAGAUGGUUCCACUGUAGUCAAUGCAUCGUCCAAGAGCCUUCAGUACUCCCAGGUCCAACAGAUAGAUGAUGGUAGCAGUGUCACCUCUGAGAUCUUUCAUGUGGAGAGCCUCAGUAUCUCCAGUAACACAAAGCCUGCUAGUCAAGCUGAAGUCAACAGCCCUACAUAUAUGUCAAUCACUAACGCUAGUAAAGUCUCAAGUACACUUGGAAAGAGCUUAAGCCCAGUUACUGUUGGCAGAAGUUUUAGUCCAGUAGUUGUUUCCAAGAGCCCUAGUCCUGUUACUGUGUCUAUAAACUCCAGUCCCAUUCUUAGAUCCAAUAGUCCUAGUCCACCUGAUCUUAAAUGCUCCAAUCUAAAUCAGUCUUACAAGAACCCAAGCCCAAUCCCUAAAAGCUACAGUCUUGUUCCUAUAAAUCAUAGUCCAGAAGCUGCAAAGAAUGCUAGUCCAGUCACAGAUACAAGGCUUUCAAGUCCAGUUCCAAAAAGUGUGAGUCCAGUGACAGUCCCUAAUCUCUCUAGUGCAGUAAUUGUCCCAAAGAAUUCGAGUCCAGAAACAGUUCCCAAGAGUGCUAGUCCAGUUUCACUUCCAAGACUUUCAAGUCCAGUUCCAAAGAUUGCAAGCCCUGUGACAGUGCCUGAUAUCUCUAGUUCAGCAAGUAUACCCAAGAGUUCUAGUCCUGAAACAUUGCCAAUGACUGCUUGCUCAGUAACACUCCCAAGGAUUUUAAGUCCAGUGACAGUUCCAAAGAGUGGAACUGCAAGUCCUAAAAGUCCUGCCUCAGUCAUCAGAAAAAAUUACACAGUUUUCAGCACCAGCACUCCCAGAGCUUCACCAGUUUUAUUUGCCGAUGUACCAUCAAAUAGCCCGUUUCCCCCUCUUACAGAAAAGCAGGGAGGUGAAAUGCUGGAUUUAACAUGGCCGUGUCGGGAGCCUUUAUUAGAUGAUGCUUUAGGCAAACUCUUAGCCCCCGACUACACCCAACCGAGUGAGAACCAGGCACCUGCUUCCAUUAUGCUCGGAGAUGAAGACAGGUCUUGGGAGGAGGAAGACGGAAUUUACCCUGAUCUCAGUCGAGAGGGAACCCUGACACCCAUGACUGAGUCCAGCUGGAUGGAUGAGUGUUUCACCCCCUCCACCUGCCCCGGGACACCAGAUGCAACGCUGGACCUUCCCACUCAGCAGCCCUCUGCUGUCGAGCGACUAUCUGCUUCUGGCCAACUCAAGUCGGUUAUCCGCCGCACCAAAGAGACCUCCAACGUGCAUCCAAUGUUCAGGGAGGGAAUGUUAAGGCGUAAAAUGGGACCGGUCAUUGUGAAUAAGAGCAACUCGCAAGACCGACUCAUUGAGGAGCUACAGGGGAAACUGGGAAUUGGGCGAGUGGAGCGCAAGCGUAAGCAACAGCCAGAUGAUUGGAUGACAGAGGGAGUCAUCGUCAUGUCCAACCCACAGCGAACACGGGAAGAAAGGGUCCAGCCAUCUGUGGAUAAGAUCAUCAUCCCUCCAGAAUCACCUGCCCCACAGAGAAAAGUCCUCCCCCCUCCGCAAUCUCCCCCAGCACCCAAAAAGCCAUCCCAAGUCAAGCAUACUCCUCCACCACUACCUCCUCCGCCUCCGACCCCUCCCCCUCCCCCUCCUCGAGAACCUACCCCUCCUCGAGAACCUACCCCUCCUCCCCCCAAGGAACCUAGUCCUCCCCCUAGGGAACCCACGCCUCCCCUUGUGCAGCCCCCUCCAUCACCUAGUCCCCCUCCCAAGCCUGUCACGCCACCUCCCCCUCCCAAGGUCUUUGUAUCAGUGGGUUGUCAGACCGAGUAUGACCCCAUCUUCCCACCAAUGCAGAUCCAGUCCCAGGGAAAGACUUCUCCCACGGGUCCCCCCAAACCAGCCAACAAGCUGGACAACAUGCUGGGAAGCCUGCAGUCCGACCUCAACAGACUCGGGGUCCAGACGGUGGCUAAAGGUGUCUGCGGAGCCUGCAAGAAACCUAUUGUUGGACAGGUGGUGACUGCCAUGGGCAGAACGUGGCACCCCGAGCACUUUGUGUGCACCCACUGCCAGGAGGAGAUAGGCUCCAGGAACUUCUUUGAGCGUGAGGGGCAGCCUUACUGUGAGAAAGACUACCAUAGCCUGUUCUCACCACGAUGCCACUACUGUAAUGGACCCAUACUGGAUAGAGUAGUGACUGCUUUGGACAAGACUUGGCAUCCAGAGCACUUCUUCUGUGCCCAGUGUGGAGCCUUUUUCGGACCAGAAGGUUUCCAUGAGAAGGAUGGAAAGGCGUUCUGCAGGAAGGACUACUUUGACAUGUUUGCCCCUAAAUGUGGUGGCUGUGCCCGCGCCAUCCUGGAGAACUACAUCUCUGCUCUCAACUCACUCUGGCACCCUGAAUGCUUCGUCUGCAGGGAGUGCUUCACCCCAUUCAUAAACGGCAGCUUCUUUGACCACGAGGGCCAGCCGUACUGUGAGGCGCACUACCACGAGCAGCGUGGCUCGCUGUGCUCCGGCUGCCAGAAGCCCAUCACCGGUCGCUGCAUCACAGCAAUGGGCAAGAAGUUCCACCCAGAGCACUUUGUGUGCGCCUUCUGCCUCAAGCAGCUUAACAAAGGCACCUUCAAGGAGCAGAACGACAAGCCCUACUGCCAGGGCUGCUUUGUUAAACUCUUCAGUUAGACUGUGGGAUUGUGUAUAAAUGUGUGUGUGCACGCCUCUACACAUUUAUUUACAUGUCUGAAUGCACGUGUGGAUGUGGGUGCACUCACAUGUCUAGCAUGUAUGAGUCAGUGAAGUAGUUUUUGAGAAUGAGGGCGUUGGUGUGCUAGUGAAUCACAUCAUUAGGGUGAGAAAGGUCUUCUUCUAUUGACCGUUCCCUGGCUGUCCAACCUAUCAGGCUUGGCAUUUCAUACUUUUGCUGAAGAAAUUUUUAACAGAGCCCAAAGAGAUUUUCAUUUAGAGUUUUUCUCCUGUGUGCAGCAAAGAAAACACGCUAAUUUACCCAUAUGUGUGUGCAUAUGUGAGCAUAUGGGCAUCAAAUUAAGAUUUCCUCAGAGCCUUUAUUUGUAAAUGCAGGGCAAGAUCCUAUGGUGGUUUUAUGCAGAUAUAAGACAGCUGCUUGAUUGCAUGGACCAUUGACUUAAACAGUUUUGAGAAUAUGUUGAGUGUUGAAUACAUAGUGCUUGGCCAAUGAGUGUUGGAAUAAUCUAUGAAAAAUAUGUAUUUUUGUAGCUUUGAAAACUUAAAAAUAACCAUGAUAUAUGUACACACACACACACACACACACACACACACACACACACACACACACACACACACACACACACACACACACACACACACACACACACACACACAGACAGAACUUCUCCUUCACUUCUUUAAAAUACCAGUUCAAACUCUGCACACUCCAACCACAGAUCUCUUGAUGAGACCGUCUUAAAGUGCAUUUUACAGGUGUCUGCAAGAUAUUAGCUAGUCCUUAUUUUUCUACUAUUUUACUAUGAAAAUAAACCCAGAUGUUUUCUCAGUUUCACCAAACAUUACACUCACAUUUCUGCUCUUGUACGUUGAUUAUUUCCCACUGGGAGUGAAAUCAAACUUUAGAAAGUCACUAUAUAGAACUUUUGUAGCAACUUGGAACUUCAUUUUUACUUUCCUACUGCAAAGUGUGUACUAUGGCAUUUUACAUAAAUACUGUUGAAAUAAAAUGAAACGGUUGCGAUUGAUGAUGGCAAAAAGUAGGUCUUUAAGAAUAACAUAUGUACUAUGGUUAUUAAUGUUGAAUUUAUGGUGCAAUUUAAAACAAGCCAAAACAAAGUUGAUUGUCUUUACUCCAGAUUAAAAGUGGAGAUUUUCCUGCUCUAUUUACCCACACAGAAUAAAUUCAGAAGAAUUCAAUUCAGAACAAAUGAUGCUUCAGUUUAACAUCUUUUUCAUAUGUUACUAUUGCUACUAUUGUGAAUUUAUCACUGUAUUUAAUCUAUUAAUAAGGCUGGUGCAACAUUUAAAAUAUGGUUGUGCUUUUGGAUUAGAAGCAUGUUUUCUUUUACAUGGAGUUAUAUCAGCACUAGCUGCCAGUUGCUGUUACAAUCAGAAUCUAAAUUUGUACACCUGUAAUAUGCUCGACUUUGUGACCGAACUGUGUUUUGUCACUGUUUGAUGGAAAUAUAUAUAUUUUUGAGCUGUUUGGGCUCACACUGAUAUGCAAAGAGCUGGCUCUAAUGACAUGUAGGCUAACAAUAGUUGAUCCUGUUCUCACACACAACACGUACCAGCUUUGAUUCCAGUGUGUCAGGAAGUGCAGCCCUCUUUAUUUUUAUUAUGAGUCAUAAACUAUGAUCCUGCUGUCUGAGUUGAUGUCAGCACUUGGCUCACUGAUGGAAGCUGGAUGUUGGUGUUAGCUGGUCAGGAAUCAGUAUACAACACCAAGCCAGGCCAAGCAUCUAGCAACAUUUAUGUAAUGACUAAUUUCAACUUUAUUUUACUUGUAGCUCUGUUUUGUCACAUAUGAGACAAAGUGAUUUUUGAUUUGACAAUAUUGCUCGUCUUUAAUUUGAUCACUAUGUGUGCACCUAGUGAAUACACAGUAUCCACAUUGUUUUUACUUUGAGAAAAUGUUUGCUUCUGUGCCAAAUGUGUCAAUGCAAUAAGGUCUUAUACACUGUGGAGUUCUCAACUUUUUCCUGUGAUUUGACUCUUUAUGUGCUGAACUCUAGGAGAGGCUUCGUCUGCUGUGGUGCAUCUUAACUCCGAACACCCAAAAGUUUACACUGUAAUAGACGAGCCCAGGAGAGUCAUUCAGCAGACAGUAUAGUGUACACUUGUAGCUGUUUCAGAUUUACAGAAAGUAGCAGGGGUAAAUGAACAGAUGUGACUUUAUUUUGCCCCAUGUAUAUUUAUCUGCUUACAGUAUAUUGCCUUAUAGUUUUUGCUUCUGUCAAAGAAUUUGUAAAAAAUAAAAUCAAAGCCUUUUACCGUUAAUGAGAUAACGUGAACUUUUGCUUUGUAAAUGGAGACAUUCAUGUGAGCUUUCACGAUUUGAAUAUUUUCAUGAUCCACAAAUUUGACUGACUGUGUGGGUGGGGUGUAUGUGGGUCCUGAUUACUGACUGAUUAUAACUGCUGCAAAUAAAAUAAGAACUUUAUUUCUGCCAUUG
Messenger RNA from Perca fluviatilis (European perch), 6335 nucleotides. Its product is annotated as paxillin-like. The transcript is spliced from 14 exons. Lineage: Eukaryota; Metazoa; Chordata; Actinopteri; Perciformes; Percidae. Gene Ontology annotation, biological process: transforming growth factor beta receptor signaling pathway; substrate adhesion-dependent cell spreading; endothelial cell migration. The record is from RefSeq and is a predicted model, not a curated record. Bases 2 to 3856 code for a protein of 1284 amino acids.